CUCCGAGCCCGUCCCGAGUGUCGGCGAGUCGCUCCGAAUUCGCCCGAGUGAUUCCGAGUCUCGCCGAAUCGCCCCUCCCAAGCCUGCAUUCGAGCACACGCACACACCGCUGCGUGGAGAUGUGGCCGGCAGGGGGCGCUGUGUCAUGGAGGGAGGAGGGAGCGUUCCCGCAGCAACAGGGAAGAUGGCAGCCCUCACAUCUCUCACCCAGCUGUCGAGUGGGAACGCCAUCUAUGAAUCCUUCUACAGACAGGUGGAUCCCGGCAACUCCGGCCGAGUGGGACCGACGGAGGCCGCCGUCUUCCUCAAGAAGUCCGGCCUUCCCGACAGCACGCUGGGAAAAAUCUGGGACCUGGCGGACCCUGACGGGAAGGGCUUCCUGGACAGGCAGGGCUUCUACGUGGCGUUGCGGCUGGUGGCGUGCGCCCAGAGCGGGCAGGAAGUGGGCGUGGCCAGCCUGGGCCUGACCGUCCCGCCCCCUAAGUUUGAGAACAGCGCUGCCGAGUUCUACUGGGCCGUCAGGCCGGAGGAGAAGCAGAAGUUUGACGGGAUCUUCGACAGCCUGCUUCCUGUCGCCGGACUGCUGUCGGGGGACAAAGUCAAACCCGUCCUCAUCAACUCCAAGCUGCCUCUGGACGUCCUGGGGAAGGUGUGGGACCUCAGCGACAUCGAUAAAGACGGACACCUGGACAGAGACGAGUUUGCGGUGGCGAUGCACCUUGUCUACCGGGCCCUGGAGAAGGAGCCCGUCCCGCCCGUCCUCCCCCCGUCCCUGGUCCCGCUGUCCAAGAGGAAGAGGAGUCUGUCCCUGAUCAGCAGCUCGGUGUCCCCCAGUCCUCCGCCGCCCAAAGACUCCCUGAGGUCCACCCCGUCCCACGGCAGCAUGACGUCCCUCAACAGCGCCGGCAGUCUGUCCCCCAAGCACCCCCUGAAGACUGGACAGCACUCGGUGAACUGGGUGGUCCCCGUCUCCGAGCGCGGUCGCUACGACGACAUCUUCCUGAAGACGGACGCUGACCUGGACGGCUUCGUGAGCGGCCUGGAAGUGAAGGACAUCUUCAUGCAGUCCGGACUGUCCCAGAACGUCCUGGCUCACAUCUGGUCUCUGUCGGACACCCGCCAGCAGGGGAAGCUGACCCGGGAGCAGUUCUCUCUGGCCAUGCACCUGAUCCAGCAGAAGGUCCUGAAGAACCUGGACCCGCCCCAGACCCUGAGCCCGGACAUGGUCCCCCCGUCCGAGAGGAGUGUGUCUGGCUACGUGACUCCAGUCGGAUCAGACAUGGCAGCAGAGAUGAGACGGGACAGUUCCAGCUCGGUGGGUUCUGGAGAGUUCUGCAGCGUCAAGGAACCCGACGACAUCAGCCAGGAGAUCGCCCAGCUGCAGAGGGAGAAGUUCUCAUUGGAGCAGGACAUCCGGGACAUGGAGGACACCAUCAGACACAAGACUGCAGAAGUCCAGGACAUGCAGAGCGACCUGGACCGGGAGACGUCCGUCCUCCAGGACCUGGAGGCUCAGAAACAGGACGCCCAGGACCGCCUGGACGACAUGGACCAGCAGAAACACAAGCUGGAGGACAUGCUGGACCAGGUCCGGAUCAAGGUCCAGGAGGAGUCCCAGAUGAUCUCCUCCCUGCAGAACCAGAUCCGCUGUCAGGAGACGGACCUGCAGAACCAGGAGGACGAGCUGAGCCGGGCCCAGCUGGACCUGGACCGGCUGCACCAGGAGGAGGAGCAGCUGGCCCAGAACCUGGCCGCCGGCAAGGUCCAGCUGGAGACCAUCAUCAAGUCCCUGAAGGCCACGCAGGACCAGAUCCACCAGGCCCGCAGCAAGCUGUCCCAGAUCCAGGACAGCCAGCAGGACGUGUCCCGCAGCAUGGAGCAGUCCCUGAACGGGACGCACGGCGGGAGCAUGACCAACCUGGCCGACAUGAGCGAGCCGGACCGGGCCCAGGACGACCCGUUCCAGGGGAAACCCUCAGUGUUCCACAGCCAGCCCCAGGAGGUCUACGCCGACCCCUUCCAGAACCAGGACCCCUUCAGAACCGACCCCUUCAAAGGUUCUCCUGUCCUCAGGUUCCUCUGUGGUCCACACGUCCCCUCGUCCCCCUCUGGUCCUCAUGUUCUCCGCUGUCUCUCUUUAGGCGACCCGUUUCAGAACGAGCCCACCCCGGGAACAGACCCGUUCGGCGGAGACCCGUUCAAGGAGUCGGACCCGUUCCAGACCUCUUCAGAGGACUUCUUCAAGAAGUCCAGCAAGCUGGACCCGUUCUCCAGUCCAGACCCGUUCAGCAAAAGCUCCACGUUACCGUUAAAAGCGGGCCCAAACCGGGACUCCGGCUCCGACCCGUUCUGUUCCAGCCAGUCCAGAACCAGAGGGACAGACCUCUUUGGAACCUUGGACCCGUUCGGGACCGGCUCGUUCAGCAGCGGCUCGACCGGAUUCGCCGACUUCAGUCACAUGAUCAAAGAACCUGAGGGGAGAACCGGCUGGCAGCCCGACUUCCAGAAGUCCAUCUUUGACACUCCGGCUCUUCCUCCGAAGAAAAGCAUUCCUCCGAGGCCCAAACCGCCCAGUGGUAAGACCACUCCGGUAACGGCGGAGCACCCCAAACCAGGAGACCCCUUCCAGCCGUUCCGCGGCGACGCCGUCGAUCCGUUCCAGAUCAAGAAGUCUCUGGGAGACCCCUUCAGCGGGAAAGACCCCUUCGCCCCAGCUCCAAGACCUGACAAAACCAAGCUGGGGAACGAGGCCCAGCAGCUGGAGUGGGCGAAGCGGGAGAGCGAGCGGGCCGAGCGAGAGCGGCUGAAGCGCCUCCGGCAGCAGGAGCAGGAGGACCUGGAGCUGGCCAUCGCCCUGAGCAAGGCGGAGAUGUCCAACACGUGAGGAGGACGAUGGACAGAGACACACACACACACACACACACACACACACAAAAGGGAUAUGCUGCUGCUGCUGCUGAAGAAGAUGAUGAUGACGAUGAAGGUCCGCCGUUCUAACACUACCUGUAGGAAGCCGAUGACUCUGUUCUUUUGCUCCGCCCCCCCCCCCCCCCCUGUAAUGUGAAUCCUCGCCGUUGUUUACAUGUUGUGCACAACUCGCCCCGGUUAUUUAUCGGUCGGUUAGCCGGUUCCGUUUCGCCGUUCUUUGUGUCCCAGAGUGUUUCGCGACAAUAAAAACGCUUUUUUUUUUGUCGGA
Salarias fasciatus (jewelled blenny) is the source of this 3196-nucleotide messenger RNA. Its product is annotated as epidermal growth factor receptor substrate 15-like 1. Bases 146 to 2884 code for a protein of 912 amino acids. Gene Ontology annotation, biological process: endosomal transport; endocytosis. Gene Ontology annotation, molecular function: cadherin binding; calcium ion binding. Gene Ontology annotation, cellular component: cytoplasm; clathrin coat of coated pit; plasma membrane. The transcript is spliced from 22 exons. Lineage: Eukaryota; Metazoa; Chordata; Actinopteri; Blenniiformes; Blenniidae. The record is from RefSeq and is a predicted model, not a curated record.